AUUUUUGAAAGAUGUAAGUAUUAUAAAAGAGAAUAUACACAUUUUAAACUAUGAUUUAUGCAUAAAUAUGUUUACUAUCGAUUUAUAAUGAGUUCAACAAGCCAAUGUGCAGCAAAGAGGAGCCGCGCUUCAGGCGAGCAAAUUGAAAGGCUGCUGGACUACUCGUCGGAGUGCCCGGGAUUAGCAGCGGGCAAAUUCCAAAAGAUGCACGGCAAGUCUGAGAGCGACAGGAAGUGGAGUGAGCUGGCGGAAAAUCUAAAUACCAUCGGCGGAGCUGUGAAGACUGUCGAAUAAUGGAAAACAGUAAGUAUAUGUUUUGGAAUUAUUUGACGAGGAGCUGGGGAACUGUUUAGUAAUUUGCCCAAUGAUUUCGGGCUUGUGUACCCGAACAGGUUACCCGACCCAAACAAUUUUUACACACGCUUAUAUUGAAGGGUAUACACUUUAUUCUAAAAACAGUGGGCAAUUAACUAAAAAUUUCCCAGAAUCUGCGCAACAAAAUUUUUUUAUACAGGUGUGGCGCGAUCUGAAAAGCCGUACAAGUGUCAGGGUACGGGACAGGAAGAGGCAGCAAGCAUUAACCGGCAACCGGCCGGUUAAUCAAGAGCCCAUAACAGAGGUUGAGAGGCGAGUUAUGGCGCUCAUCGGCAGCGAGUACAUUGAGGGCAAUGGAAGAGUUGUCGAAAAUGUGCCUGUGGAAGAGAAUUUGCAAUUGCGUUUGGAGGAUGGAUACGAUAGUGUUGACUCCGUACUAUCGACUACCACAGCAGCUGACGAUGUUGAGGUGAUGUGUGCAACACCCCGUAUUCCUGCUAAAAGGACUCCGCCUAGGAGUCUAAAAAGGGAGCGAGAAGAUGAGGAGAAAGAGAAGGAGAUGCAGGCCAAGUUCCUGGAAGUGUCCAGCAAGCAAGCAGAUGCUUUAAAGCUGCUAGCUGAAUGUAGUGCCGCCAAUACAGAAACCAACAAAUUGAUGGUUGAGGCGUUUAACAGAUUGGUAUACGUCAUUAGCUCCUGGACUUAAUAUUUGUAUGUACACAUUACAUUACAUUAGCAUUAACUAUUUUAACUUAUAGUAUAUACACCUAUAACCAACAAAAUAUGUUAGCGAAAU
This is a messenger RNA of Rhagoletis pomonella (apple maggot), 1111 nucleotides long. RefSeq lists its product as uncharacterized. The transcript has 3 exons. The record is from RefSeq and is a predicted model, not a curated record. Lineage: Eukaryota; Metazoa; Arthropoda; Insecta; Diptera; Tephritidae. Bases 365 to 1021 code for a protein of 218 amino acids.